This is a messenger RNA of Ilex paraguariensis (yerba mate), 678 nucleotides long. NCBI's taxonomy places the organism in Eukaryota, Viridiplantae, Streptophyta, Magnoliopsida, Aquifoliales, Aquifoliaceae. The record is from the annotation of a GenBank genome assembly.
AUGAGGAAACCUUGCUGUGACAAGGAAGGCACCAAUAAAGGAGCAUGGACGAAACAAGAAGACCAGAAGCUCAUCGAUUACAUCCGAGCUCACGGUGAAGGCUGUUGGCGCACCCUCCCCAAGGCUGCAGGAUUGCAUCGUUGUGGCAAAAGUUGCAGGCUGAGAUGGAUAAAUUACUUAAGGCCAGACAUCAAGCGAGGCAACUUUUCUGAGGAUGAAGAGGACCUCAUCAUUAAGCUUCACGCCCUUCUUGGCAACCGGUGGGCUCUAAUAGCCGGGAGGCUACCAGGAAGAACAGACAAUGAGGUGAAGAACUAUUGGAAUUCUCAUCUAAGGAGAAAGCUGAUAAGUGUUGGUAUCGAUCCAAACAAUCAUCGGAUGAACCAAAGCCUUCCUCGUCCACAAAACCGGUGCCUUUCUAGUCCUAGCACAUCAUCUGAAUCAUUGUCUGCUCCAUCUAAGCCAUCAAAAACUGUUGGUGAAGAUGACCAAUUAUCGGAUGCUGCGACAUGCGUAGAAAACGAAGCAUUAGGUUUGCAUGGCUUGAACUUGGAUCUAACCAUGGCAGUUCCUUCUUCUUCCUCUUCGAUUGAGAAAAAGAAGCAACAAAGUGCUGAGUUGAAGACGAGGGAAGUAGUUGAAAAUGAUGGAGUUCCUACCCUUCUUCUAUUUAGAUGA